Messenger RNA from Acaulospora morrowiae, 250 nucleotides. The record is from the annotation of a GenBank genome assembly. Lineage: Eukaryota; Fungi; Glomeromycota; Glomeromycetes; Diversisporales; Acaulosporaceae.
AGCUGUAAGGGAAUGCCCUUGGUCAAAAGUUAACAAUAUGAGCAAUUUAGAUCUUUACACUAUGGCCUUUCGUGAGUUAAAGUCACAAUUCAAGGCUGAAGAAUUGGAUGAAGUCAUGAAUGUGAUGAUUGAAAAAGAAAUCAGGCUGAGGGUUGCAAUUGAAAAUUUUGAUGAUGGUACUAUACCUGCAAAGGAUUUGGACACCGACGAAGUGAAUGACCCUAUGGCCGUUGACCAAGGCAUCAUUUAG